Molecule: messenger RNA, 1086 nt
Organism: Periconia digitata
Lineage: Eukaryota; Fungi; Ascomycota; Dothideomycetes; Pleosporales; Periconiaceae
Source: the annotation of a GenBank genome assembly
AUGGACAUCACACCCAUCUUCAAUACGGCCUUGAAGUCCCACGGCGGCUCGCGCCCUGUCGAGCAUCAUGCUUUCCGCCUGCAGGAUCUGGAUGAGUUCGUCAAAGAGGCAUAUCGCAUUCGCAAACACAUUGCCGAGCUACACGACUACCUGAGAUCAAUACGCCAGAGUUAUCUAUCGACCGCCCACCCCCCGCGGCGCAAGCAGACAUCGCGCUCCAACACUGCCAAUGGCGCAAUAGACAAGGAUGCCAAACACCUGACAGAUGCCCAAAGGAACGACGUUGAUGCUUCCGCAAAGCAACUCCUCCGCGACCUCAACCAUGCCAUCUCGGGCCUGCAGGAGACGGAGCAGUUGCGCCAGGCUGCCGAGAACACCGUGGCUAUGAAAAAACGUGCGAAGCGGGGGCUGGGAGCUCUGGGGCGCUGGGCUGCUGGCGGAGCCGUCACAGCGAAGAGCCCAGAGGAAGAAAUAGAAGAGGCCAAGUCCAACACCAUGAAGGCACAUCGCGAGAGCAUCAUCUGGUAUCUCCAGCGAGCCCUCGGGGAGUGCGGGCAGUUUCAAAGCUCCAUGAUGGAGAUUAGACUCACGCGCGAGCUGGAGAAGAGCAAGAGUGUGCUGUCCAAAGUCAGAGGGAAUCUGCCUGCUCCGGAAGACUACGGCGGGGAUAGAAAUGGCAGUGCUACGGGAGAUGUUGACUACCGCGUGCAGUCAUCUCUGGCAGUGGGUGAAAGCGAGGCGAAUGGGGGAAUCGAGAACACGUUAGACGCCGAGCAGCUGCAAUUGUUUGCACAGGAGAACCAAGAUCUGCUGAAGCAGUACGAGGAUCAUCUCGACCAGGUCCGUGCGGCCGAAAAAUCCCUGCUCGAGGUGUCUGAGCUGCAGACAACGCUGGCCAACAACCUGGAGCUGCAAUCGGAGCACAUCCAGCAACUCGUUGACGACUCGUACUUGACUACGGAGAAUGUGGGCAGCGGGAACAAGGAGCUGAGAAGAGCUACGGAAAGAAGGAGCACGGCGCAAAUGGUGUUUUGGUCGACAUGCGUCUUCUGCAGCACACUGGUCCUGUGGGAUCUGUUCGUGUGA